Molecule: messenger RNA, 1421 nt
Organism: Osmerus eperlanus (European smelt)
Lineage: Eukaryota; Metazoa; Chordata; Actinopteri; Osmeriformes; Osmeridae
Gene: naxd
Product: NAD(P)HX dehydratase
Exons: 10
Coding region: 274-1182 (302 amino acids)
Biological process (GO): metabolite repair
Molecular function (GO): ATP-dependent NAD(P)H-hydrate dehydratase activity
Source: RefSeq, a predicted model, not a curated record
GCUUAUUGCUAACGACUAUUUAUAUGACGUUAAAUCAAUUGCGUUGCUAUAUGCCUAUGUUAUACCCAAUGGCAGGUAUAGGCUAUGCCUAAAAUCCGGUCGACAGAGGACCCCUGCCUGGGAAUGGAUUUCAAACGACCCGCUGCUUGAAGUAGCUGAGGCUUCUGUACUGUAGGCUAGCAUGUGACCAGCCACAGGAUUCAUAAACCACUGCAUUCCGAGGCUACACUAACUAAUAGGAACGGCACCUUGGUGUCCACACCACACAGAAGCAUGGAUGAAAUUCUUCCACUGGUAAAGAGUAUAGUUCCUCCAUUGACGUCUAAAAAGCACAAAGGCCAGGACGGUCGAAUAGGGAUUAUCGGAGGUUGUCAAGAGUACACAGGUGCACCAUAUUUUGCUGCCAUCUCUGCACUCAAAGUCGGGGCUGACCUGUCUCAUGUAUUCUGCUCCAAAGAUGCUGCCACUGUCAUCAAAUCCUACAGCCCAGAGCUCAUAGUCCACCCUGUCCUGGACAGUCCCAAUGUUGUAGAGGAGAUUGAGAAGUGGCUGCCCAGAUUGCAUGCCCUGGUGGUGGGCCCAGGGCUGGGGAGGGAUCCCAUGUUGUUAAGCGCUGCCAGGGAAGUUAUAGAAAAGUCCAAGGCAAGAGAUAUCCCCAUAAUCAUUGAUGCAGAUGGACUGUGGCUGGUUACUGAGUAUCCAUCUGUGAUCCAUGGUUACCAAAAGGGCAUUCUCACACCCAACUACAUGGAGUUUACCAGGCUGUACGAGGCUAUGAUCCAUCAGCCCCUAAACGGCAGUGAUCUUCUGUUGACUGCCAGGCAACUCAGUGUUGCUAUGGGCAACCUCACAGUGGUGCUGAAAGGAGAGGAGGAUCUCAUCACAGACGGCAGCCAGGUGAUUUCAUGCAGCCAGGAGGGCAGUGGGAGGAGGUGUGGGGGCCAAGGGGACCUCUUGUCCGGGUCACUGGGUGUGCUGGCACACUGGGCCUACGCCAAUUCUGCAAACCUUUCCACAAGCACCAGAUUCAGCCCUUCUCUUGUGGCAGCAUGGGGGGCCACUACUCUGACCAGGCAGUGUAACAGACAGGCCUUCCUCAAACAUGGCCGUUCCACCACCACCUCAGACAUGUUGAAGGAAAUCAGCCCAGCCUUUAGAGUUCUCUUUGAGGGAGAGUACUGAGUGUCCAGUGUACAUACUGUAUAGUCUCACAUUUAUACGUCCAUACACUGCACAACAAACACACACUCACCUUCUAUGGGAACUCUAAACCUAUUCUCGCUGUUCAGAUAAUAGAAUAGUCUUGAUCAGAAAAAGUGGUACAUCGUUUAAAUUAACAACAUAAGCCACAGCUCUUACAUGUAACCCAGAGCAAGUUUCUGUUAUUUUUUUUGUUUUGUUUAUAUAAUUGAAUUUGGAAA